Formica exsecta is the source of this 1387-nucleotide messenger RNA. RefSeq names its product very-long-chain (3R)-3-hydroxyacyl-CoA dehydratase 2 (gene Hacd1). Gene Ontology annotation, cellular component: endoplasmic reticulum membrane. Gene Ontology annotation, biological process: very long-chain fatty acid biosynthetic process; fatty acid elongation; sphingolipid biosynthetic process. The transcript is spliced from 6 exons. Lineage: Eukaryota; Metazoa; Arthropoda; Insecta; Hymenoptera; Formicidae. The record is from RefSeq and is a predicted model, not a curated record. Bases 623 to 1318 code for a protein of 231 amino acids. Gene Ontology annotation, molecular function: 3-hydroxyacyl-CoA dehydratase activity.
AGGCUAGGAUCGAUGUAAUUUUUCUCUUAAAACAAAGGCUAAAUCUUAAAUCACCUAUUGUAGACCGGCACUAAAAUGUCAUUAAUUAGGGAGAGAAUAUUUUCUAUUGGAUCAAACUGUGUGUCAUACGUACAUACACGGACGCAGUAUGAAUCUUCCAUUAUACGGCGCAGUGACAAGUGACAGUGACAGAUGGAGAUAAAUCUGGACAAGUCAUUUCAUGAAUCUGUAAAAUCUUCUAUAUGCGCGAAAAAUAUCCGGAUUAAUUUGAUAAAAAUUUAAUUCACUGAUUAUUUUUUUUUGGAAUGUGUGGAAAGUAGAUAUUCUAUUUACACAUACUUUUCUUCACUCUAUAUGUAUGUGUCUAUUACGUAAUAAAAAAAGAUUCAAAAAAGUAUCGGCAUAUGCUUAACCUUGCGAGUUAAGAAAAUGAAUAUGUAUGAAGUGACAAACAAAAAAAUUCGCUGUCGAAAGAUGUAAUUUGAUUCGUGAAAGAGUACACUUUAUCGCGUCUUCAUUCGUGAUUGAUAAUCAAAUACGUAGCCUGAUCUUUGUAGCGUGUAUACGUGCAUACAUGAAUAGAACGAAGCGACGAAACGUUUGAAAAUAUUUCUACGUAGAUAUGGCUGGAACGAAAUCCAAAAAACCCAGUGCUCUCUCGAAACUUUAUCUGGCAUCGUAUAAUCUCGGACAGACUUUGGGAUGGAGCUACAUAUUGUAUCUAAUUAUACAAUAUUACAUCAAUCCUUUUCAUAACACCUUGUGGGAUAAAACACAGUUACCUGUAAUUAUUUUUCAGAAUGCAGCUGCGUUAGAGAUAAUACACGCAGCAAUUGGCCUGGUACCUUCCAAUGUUAUAACCACAACAAUCCAAGUUUGGAGCCGUAUGAUGGUUGUGGUCGGAGUUAUCUUAGCUACUCCUGAUACAUAUGCUGCUGCAUCUCCAGGACUUCCGCUAGCUCUCAUUGCAUGGUCUAUCACAGAAAUCAUUAGAUACUUCUAUUACUUUACGAAUCUUAUUGGUAUUACGCCACAUAUAUUGGUCUGGCUCAGGUAUACCUCAUUUAUUAUACUGUAUCCGAUUGGGGUAACUGGUGAAUUAUUAUGUUUCUAUGCUGCUAUACAAUAUUCUAACGCUAAUCCUGACUCAUGGAGUUACAUUUUACCAAACAAAUGGAAUUUCACAUUUAGCUAUCUAUAUGUCCUGAUAGGAGUUAUGUUAGCUUACAUACCACUUUUCCCUCAUCUUUAUCUGCAUAUGUUUACACAAAGACGAAAAAUGCUCAAUCCUAAUGUAUCUGCUAAGAAGGCUCAUUAGCUAUGAAAUUUAUAUAUAAAAAAAUAAAAUAAAAUAUAAAAAUUUGCUAUAUGUAUAUGUAUAUAAAUA